Molecule: messenger RNA, 3973 nt
Organism: Python bivittatus (Burmese python)
Lineage: Eukaryota; Metazoa; Chordata; Lepidosauria; Squamata; Pythonidae
Gene: NRIP3
Product: nuclear receptor interacting protein 3
Biological process (GO): proteolysis
Molecular function (GO): aspartic-type endopeptidase activity
Source: RefSeq, a predicted model, not a curated record
ACGACAGCGCCGCACCGGCGGGGGCACCUGCUGCUCGCGCUCAUCACGCGGAGAGGUCCGGCUAUAAAGCGCUCCCGAUAAGAGCUCGCCCAGGCGUCCCCUCGGAAGAAGGAGCAGUGGCGGUGCACGCCGCUACAGCUUCUCGACGGUAAGCAAAGGCCCGGCCGGCCGGCUGGCUGGCUGGCCGGCGAGGGGAGCCGGCAAGAUGUUUUACUCGGGGCUGCUGACCGAGAGGAAGGACAUGGACGUGAGGGAAGCCGCAGCCCUCCGGCAGCAGAGGAGGAUGAAGCAGGCCGUUCAGUUUAACCACAAGGACUCCGCCGACCUGCUGCCCUUGGACGGGCUGAAAAAACUGGGAACUUCAAAAGACACCCAACCACACAACAUUCUGCAGAGACGCCUCAUGGAAACAAAUAUGUCAAGAUUGCGGCACAGCCGAGGGACAUGCUCUCAGAAGAAUGAUCUCUCAGUUCAGACAAAUAAACUGAAUCAAAUGAAACUGGAUAGUCCCUCCAAGACAGAGGAAGAGGACCUCAUUCUCAUAUGCUGCCAGUGUGCUGGGAAGGAAUUGCAAGUUGUGGUUGAUACUGGAUGCCAACGCAAUAUAAUUUCAUCUGCAUGUUUGGAGAGAUUAGGGCUAAAGGAGCAUAUGAAGUCCUACAAAGCGGAAGGUGAGAAGAUUUCAUUGCCACAUAAUAUGAAAGUGAUUGGUCAUCUGGAACAUCUGCCUCUUACAAUGGGGACUGUUCAUGUAGAUUGUUCUGCAGUUGUUGUGGCUGAAGGUAAUGAGAAAAGCUUCUCUCUGGGAUUACAAACACUGAAAUAUUUGAAGUGUGUGAUAAACUUGGAGAAACAAAAUCUGAUCCUGGGGAAGACAGACAAGGAAGAAAUUCCUUUUGUCAGUAAUGCUUCUAUUCAUGAAGAGAAGGCACAUCCUCAUGGCAGCCACCUGCGCUCCUGGUUCAGUGCUGUAGCACACAACUGGAAGCCUGGGAAGUGUCCCUGGAAAAGCACUUCUGAUGCAUGAAGAGAAUGUAGUGCUGGCUUUGGAGAAAGAGAAAUACUGUGUGGUUGAAUCAGAAGAUCUCAAUACCAGUAACAUCAACCUACUAGACUACAGCUAGACUUGUAGCUAAAUGAAACAACAGCUAUUUUUCAGGAGUUUAGAACAGCUUCAGACUUUCAUUUAUCAUCCUGAAAAUCUGGAUAAUGAUGUGUAAACGGACAUCUGAGUCCAGUCUUAAAAAUGGUGUUCUCAGUAUGGCCAUCCAAGUAUGAAAGUAUUUAUUUUUCCAGACUCUACUGAAACCUCAUUUUUGUUACAACUGGAUUUGUGAAAUAAACUGCCUACUGCAAAAUUGGGGAUGGGGUUGGGGAGAAGACAAUUUUGUAACUUUCUUUUUGGAACCAAUUGUGUUUAGCUGCAAUGAAUGACUUCUGGUGAUCAGCUUUACAGAACAUAUUUUUCAGUGGAUAACAAUGAAUUAUUGGACAUCACUGGAUGAGACAAAAGAGCCUAUUUGCACUGAAGAGCUUUCAUCUGAACAAUUCACACAGGUUGUGGAGGAUUUUUAAAAAAUUAUUAUUAUUAUUAUUAUUAUUAUUAUUAUUAUUAUUAUUAUUAUUAUUCAGAGGAUUAGAGUUUGCAUAAUGGUUGAUUGUAGUAAUACAACUUGAUCUAGAGUUCCCACUGAGUAGCAUUUUACUUAUGAAAUGGUUCUUUGGGGGGAAAUGAAAGGAGGCAUCAUUUUCAUUAAUUUGUCCCCUCUCUUCCAUGUUCCAAAGAAUUGGUAGGGAUUCCAGAGUUGUAUGUGAGGGGGAACAAGGAGAAUCUAUGAAAAUCACCUCCUUAAUUUCUUCCAGUAGCAGCUUCAUGCAUUUUUUCCCACAAAUGAAAAGUACCCUUCUAUUCUCAGAAGGAUUACUUUGAAUCAAGUCCUAUGUAUUUUUCAAAUGUAUGUAUUUCUCAGAAUUUUCAGAACUUUCCUUCCAUAUGAAAUAUUGAUGUUAAUAGGAAGAGGUUGGAAGCCAGAUUUUAUUUUUUAAAUCACAACACAGCCUUGAAGAGAAGUUCAGUAUCUGCUAGUUUCAAUGCUAAUAUUUACUGUAUGAUUAUCAUAUGCUAAUUUUGCUGCAUAACAAUAUGUUAUUAAAUUUGAGAACUCAGUCUCUUUUUUGCUUGUCUACUAGCAUUCCAGAUUUAAAUAUGAAUGCAUAAUUUUAAUGGCAAAGUACUUGAUCCUCUGUAUCCAUCAUGGUGUUCCACUUAUUGCUAGUAAUGUAUUUUUUUCCUGAUAUACUCGUACUUGCCAAAGAAUCUAAAAAUGUGGUAUUCUAAGACUGAUCCAGUCUUGUUGUUCAGAACUUGUUUGAGCAUAGAUUAUAGUAAGAUAAACAUGUGUGUAUGUAUUAAAUGUCACAGGAAAGAGUCUCUCUGGGACAUCAUAUUCAUUGUCUUUGUUUCUAGCCAUACUUUCUUUGGGCUUCUUACUAAUGCAUGACUGCUAGAUUCCCAAGAAUAUCAACAGUUACCAAACAGUUAUAACCAUAUCUCCUACCCUCUUCAUGACUUAAAAUUUCCAGGCAGGCUAUAAUCAUAUUUCCAACUAUAAUAUUCUAGACACUGUGAGAAGUUUGUUCUGCUGUAUGUUAUGUUGCACUCUGCCUGAAUUUUUUGACAUCAUCUUCUAGGCCAAUAACAUUGGACCAGAUCUUUGCCUUUGAACUCUUCCAGGCAGUGCUUCUUGUAAUUCCUUCUUUCCAUCUAUUAAUACUUAUGUACCUGGACAUUUUGCAAUGUGAUAUUUUUCUGGGUUAUGUUUUUGAAACAUCUGAUUAACUGUGAAUUAGCCUUAGAAUAAGCCUAUUGAGACUGUGCAGUCAAUUCACACAGGAUGUUUACUUUCCAUUCAUCUUACGAUUCCACUACAAAUGAGCUGGCGUGCAAGUUGGAGUAUGCUGCAGCAGUCAUAAAACUACAGCAGCAUGCAUAUAAAAAUGCAUAGAUCUACUUAAUCAUCUUUGCACUAUUAUGACAAGAUGCAGGAUGAUCCUAAGAGCUAUUCCUUGCUUGCACAGUCACUUAUACAAACAAAGGUGUCAAGCAAUAUGUACUGGACAGCUGUUUUAACAUACAUUCACUCUCUAAGAAUAUGAGGAGCUAUUCUGUAGAUAAUCUUCCAUAACUGUUGCUCUUCAAUCAAGUUAUUCCUACUGAGCUUCUGUCCUUAGUACAGCUCAAGCCAUUAUAUCAAGCUUGAGUUGCUAUGAUUACUAGCCUUGAAUUCCAUGGGCCAUAUAGUUAGCAUCAUAGAUAUGCUUCUAAUUACAAUAUAUUAAUUAAGUGCUUUGCUAGAAAGGAACUUCAGUAGAGUUGUGUGUGUGUGUCUCUGUGUGUGUCUGUGCCAAUAUCAAUAUAAUGGGAUGCAAAAAAAAAAUUAUACACAUUGCAUCCUUAUUAACUUAUCAAAUACAAAUUUGUGUUGAAUAUGCACUUACACUGUUAAGAACCAUUAUUAAAAUCAAUCAAAGUAUUGGAAGCUAUUUCCAAUGAAUGCACAGCCAACAUUUUCGGAGUUGUAUCAACUUCUGUUAAUUUUAUUUGUUCAGUCUAUAUUUGAAGAGAAUAUGCUACAGUAUAGCUAAAAUAUAUCUACUUCUAGACCGCUGUGUCCAUGUUUUAUUUAAUAAGUUAUAGUUUGGCUUUCUGCAGCUGGAUUGGCAACAUCCGUUUAGCAUUGACUAUGACAUUAUUGACAAAGUACAAGUGCUUGGAAAUAUUUUUUCUUUAUGUCUGUCAUUACUCUAGUUAAUAUUUAUAACAUUUAUAUAUAUAUUUAAAAAGAAGAAGAAAAUUCUGUGUUUGCAAGAUGAACUGCACUAUAUAUAUCCCUAGUUUAAAAGAAAUAUAUAUAUAUAUAUAUAUUUGUCUAGGUAACUAUGCCAUUGGUUUGAUGAAUUUAUUACUUGAGUG